Messenger RNA from Micromonas commoda, 2979 nucleotides. RefSeq lists its product with no specific name. The record is from RefSeq and is a predicted model, not a curated record. The transcript has a single exon. Gene Ontology annotation, biological process: mitochondrial RNA processing; chloroplast rRNA processing; regulation of mitochondrial mRNA stability. Gene Ontology annotation, molecular function: RNA binding. Gene Ontology annotation, cellular component: ribonucleoprotein granule; mitochondrial matrix. Bases 1 to 2979 code for a protein of 992 amino acids. NCBI's taxonomy places the organism in Eukaryota, Viridiplantae, Chlorophyta, Mamiellophyceae, Mamiellales, Mamiellaceae.
AUGGAGAGCCUUCUGCUGUGUCGACGAGCCGAGGCCCGCAUCGGAAACGCGAGACACUGCGUCGGGGCGCCGGGAGAGGAGGACAUGCUGGCGACGUGGGUGCGUCGAGGCGACCGCGCCGGGACCCUCGCGAGGGUCCUGGCGAGGGUCCUCGCGCCGGGAGCGGGGGGCGGCACCGGUCCACCGCGCGCGUCGCCGCGAUGGGCGGCGCCCGCGGCGCGCCGUUUCCCCACGUCGCCCGCCGUCGUCGUCGUCGCCGUUCGGGGGUUCGCCGCGCCGUCGAGCCGAGAUGCGCGACACGCGGAUGCACAGGCUCGACGCCGGAUCCACGCUCGAUGGAUGGACAGGAUGGACAGGCUCGACGCCGACAUCAACGAAGCGCCCGACACGCGCGCGUUGAUGCGCGUCGUCCUCAACGAGUGGGACUCGCUCCGGCCCAAGCACGUGGCCGACGCGCUCCGGCGCCUCUCGCGCGUCGCGCCAUGGGACCGCGACGCGAAAUCGAGCGGAGACUUCGGCGACGCCGACUUUGCGCCCAUCGUCCGUCGCGUCGAGGAGAUCGCCUCGGCGCGGUUGGCAGAGCCCGCCCCGGGAAGGACGACAUCGCGAGCCGCCAGACAUCGCGAGCAGCAUCACAUCUUCGAUGAGGAGGCGUUCGCCGUCGUCGCCGCGAACGCGCUCGUGAACCUCGGCAAGCGACGCGCCGCGUUCGAUCCGACCCGCGUCGGAUCCCCUGGCAACCUCGCGUGGCGAGCCGUCCUCGCGCUUCCAGCCGCGCCAAACAAAGCCCCGUACAAGCCCCGUAACGUGAUGCGGCUGUGGUACGCGAUGGCGACGGCACACGACGCGGCGGGAAACGACGCGGGGCGCGAGGCUGCCGUACCGGACUUAACGUGGAACGCGCUCGACGCCAUGUCAAAUAAAAACGCGAGAGACGGCAAACACUUUAACGCGCAAGGCGUGGGGAUCGGCGUGUGGUCGCACGCCAAGACGGGCAAGCCCAUCGCGCCCUCCACGUUGCGCGCGUUCGAGGUUGCGGUGGCGCGCGGCGCCUUCGACCACGUCGCCGCCGUCGGGCAGAACGUGAGUAACUCGCUGUGGGGCCUUGCCAAGCUCGGCCACGUCGUAAGCCGCGUCGCCGUCGAGGACGGGUUCCCGUCGCCCUGGUCCAAGUUCGAAGUCGCCGUUCGCAGGCUCGCGCCGGGAAUGCGCCCGCAGGAGAUUGCAAACACGAUGUACGCGUACGCGCUCAUGGGGACGCCGCCAUCGGCGCCCACGUGGAAAACGUUGGAGCACGAGGCGACGGCGAGAGCCGGCGGGGGGAGGCAAACACAGCUGGACGCGCACGUGCCGUUCGAGAGCAAGGGCAGCUUCGUUCGCCGCCGGACGGAACGCGGUCUGUUCGGGCCGCAGGAGAUGACGAACGUGUGGUGGGCGCACGCGACGCUGGGGAUGCGUCCGAGCCAAUCCGCCCUUUACGCCUACGACGAGACGACGGCUCAGACGGCGUUUCACAUGUCGGCGCAGGACGUGAGCAACACCGCGUACUCGAUGGCGAUGCUGAACGUCUUCUUGAGGCCCGACGCGUUCAGUGCGCUCGAGGGCGCGAUUGCGAGGAACGGGCGGCACAUCGCGGGACAGAACCUUAGUUUAACGCUGUGGGCGUUUGGGGAUUUGGCGGUGAGACCGGGCGCGGCGGCGUCGGCGGCGCUGGCCGACGCUGUGGAGAACAGGCUGCACGACUUGAACUCCCAGAACGUGAACAUGUGCGUGUGGGCGUUCGCCAUACUCGGCAUGACCCCACCGCCCGGGGCGUGGCGGGCGAUGACGCUGGGGAUGGAGGAGGUCAUCGACCACCUGAAACCGCACGAGGUGAUGAACGCGGUGUGGGCCAUGGCUGCGGCGCACGUCACCGGGGAGAAGUUGCCGCUGACGCCGGCGUACGCGAUGGCUUGGCGACGGCUGUGUUCCAUACCCGUGGACGGGUUCGCGCGGAGCGAAUCCCGCGCGAUGACGCGUUCUCCCGGGGUUCAUCCCCGGGGGUCCAUCGAAAGGUCGGAUCGCGCCAAGAUUGGAAUCAUUCACCACGCGCGGCUCAUUCACGAGCGGCUGUUCCCCCCCGAGAGCGCGGCGUCGGUGGAUAUCGGCGCCAUCAUGCCGCACGAGAUGGCGCUCGCGACCGCGCGGGACUUUCGCGCCGACGUGAUGGACACGACGAGGAGUAAGAUGCAGGACAAGAUCGCCGAGACGUUGGCCGACAUCGGGAUCGAGUACGAGACGGAGAAGAGGUCCGCGGACGGCAACUUCUCGAUGGACUUUUACCUGCCGCGGUACGACGUCGCCCUGGAGUACGACGGACCCAGCCACUACUACAGGGCGUGGCGCGACGAGGACAGGGCGUUCCCGAGGACGCCCCCGGGGUUUCCCCGCGACGAGGACGUGUCCGUGAUGAGAGUCCCGCUGUGGACAGUCGGUAAGGAAAAGACGAUCAAGACGAUUCUUCGCGACGCGCUACUCGAGCGCGGUCAGGUGAGCAAGGUGGUGACGGUUCACGCGCACGAGGCGUUCUGGUUCGAGAACAAACGAGGCAGACGGCGGAUGUUCAUGGAAAACUUGCUCAGGCGGGAGUUGGGCAGGCCGAUGACGCCGGGAACGCCGGAGUGGCGGUUCGACGAGUCGGGUACAAACGGGGAGGAGGAGGCGGUGUCGGACGGCGUGUCUGACGCCACGUCGGACGCCAUGUCGGUGGAUAUCGAUGACGUGUCCAGUGGGGAGACGUCCUCGUCGACGAGCCGCGCUGAGCUGGCGCGGCGGUGGAUCCGCUCGCUGCCGUCGAAGUCGCGCGAGAGGCUGGAGCGGCGACUGGAGCGGGCGGCAAACGAGGUGGAGAUGUGGACGCUGGUGGCGGCGUCCGCGGAGGGGGACGUCACGAAGGUGAGGGCGGAGUUGCGACGGGAGGUUUUGGAGGCGCGCGCGUGA